Erythranthe guttata (spotted monkey flower) is the source of this 598-nucleotide messenger RNA. Lineage: Eukaryota; Viridiplantae; Streptophyta; Magnoliopsida; Lamiales; Phrymaceae. The record is from RefSeq and is a predicted model, not a curated record.
AUUACACAGCCCGUUCCAACAUUCGGCGUCUCCGGCGUGUCGGUAUGGGCCGCCUUGGUGUUCGAGAUCGUGAUGACAUUCGGUCUCGUCUACACCGUGUACGCCACCGCCGUUGACCCCAAGAAGGGAGAAAUCGGAAUCAUUGCACCCAUCGCCAUCGGUUUCAUCGUCGGAGCUAACAUUCUCGCCGGAGGUGCCUUCACCGGAGCAUCCAUGAACCCCGCCGUGUCUUUCGGACCCGCUUUGGUGAGCUUCAGCUGGGCCAACCACUGGAUUUACUGGGCCGGACCUCUCAUCGGAGGUGGCCUCGCCGGAGUUAUCUACGAGAUCUUCUUCAUCAGCCACACCCACGAGCCCUUGUCGGAAUUCUAAGAAUAUUCCGGCUGAAAAAUAUCUGCGUUUUUUUUCUUCUUUGAUUUCACCCUCCGUUUGUGCUUGUUGUAAUUUCUUGAUGAGGAGUUUUAAUUUUUAAUUUGGUUAUUUCCUCUUUGAAUUUGUUUGGACGUUGAAUUUCAAAUGUAAUUUCUGUAUUUUUAAUUUGCACGCCCUUAUGUUUAUUCUUUCUGGGGUCAAUAAUUUAAUUUGUAUUUAUCUCUUU